UUCAGGGCUGUCCGUUAGCUUGCCUGAAUCAAAACGGGGAAUCGUCGCAGCUAACAGUGUAGCAGAUCUGUGGAGAUUAAAUAAAAAAUAUAACAUUAAUUUGCGGGAUAUUUUCACAGAGAUACACUGUGUGCAUUUUAUAUUUGUAAUAAGCGCGCGCUGAGCGGGAGUGUCACGCAGGAUGGACCCACGCAAAGUGGCAGAGCUGAAGGGGUUUGUGCAGCUGUGUGAGUCCAGUCCGGAGAUCCUGCACCUGCCGGAGCUGGCCUUCCUGCGCACCUGGUUACAUGGCAUGGGAGCAACAAUCCCCCCGCUACCGAAGGCAAAGGAAUCAUGCCAGGGUGGCUGUCCAUGUGCGUCUCCUCCUCCUUCAGCUGCAGCUCCAGAACCUGAGCCUGAGCCUCCUGUGCCCUCUGAGAGCGAGGAGAGUGAGAUAGAGAUCGAUAAUGAGGGCGUGAUCGAGCCGGACACAGAAGAACCUCAGGACUUGGAAGACAUUGAUAGCGUUGAGGUCACAGAUGAGAUGAUGGAUCAGGCCAACGAGAAGAAGAUGGAGGCCAUUAACGCUCUGGGUGAAGGUGAUCUGCCCAAAGCUCUGGAUCUGUUCACUGAAGCCAUCAAACUGAACCCGUGUUUAGCCAUCCUGUACGCCAAGAGAGCCAGUGUUUACAUUAAGAUGCAGAAACCGAACGCAGCCAUCAGAGACUGUGACAGAGCCAUCAGCAUCAACCCAGACUCCGCUCAGCCGUACAAGUGGAGGGGGAAGGCUCACAGGUUGCUGGGUCACUGGGAGGAGGCGGCUCGGGAUCUGGCCACAGCCUGUAAACUGGACUAUGAUGAGGAUGCCAGCGCUCUGCUGAAGGAGGUCCUACCAAAGGCGAAGAAAAUCUCAGAGCACAGACGUAAAUAUGAGCGGAAGAGAGAAGAGAAGGAGAUCAGAGAGAAAAAGGAGAGGAUAAAGAAAGCCAGAGAGGAACACGCCCGAGCUCAGAGGGAGGAGGAGGCUCGACAGUAUGGAGGAGGAUACUUCCCAGGUCCUGCUGGAUUCCCCGGUGGAGCUCCUCCUGGGAUGCCCGGUCUCGGUGAAUUCUUUAAAGAUCCAGAGCUUAUGAACGCCAUGAAGGAUCCCGAGGUGAUGGCCGCCUUCCAGGAUGUUGCUCAGAAUCCGGCGAACAUCGCCAAAUAUCAGAACAACCCUAAAAUCAUGGCUCUGGUCACCAAACUGAGCGCCAAAUUUGGAGCGCCUCCUCAGCCGUAAAACAAAAAAAAAGGACCAAAGAAAACGAGGAAGAGUCGACUUAAAGCGACUCAGCGCUUUAUUGGUUCCAACAGGAGCAGAUCAAAUAUGGAGCGGGUUAAACUGCUGUGAUGAUGUAGAGAAACUUUAAUGUGUUCAAUCAGCCUGUUAGCAUUUAGCCUCAGAGUCACAUCUCCUCCUGACUCUCUGCCUGGACCUCACCUGUCCACAGGUAAAUCUCUCCUCACCUUUAUGUGGAUAAGUUAAUCCUGGAUGAACGGGGAGCUUUCACACACCUUUAAUAACAAUGCUGGUUUAGCUAUCGCUCUUUUUUUCACACUCAGCUGUUGGUACUUUUUUUGUUAACAAAUUACAAUUAUUCUUAUCAAUGAUAACAGCAAAAAAAACUUAAUGAUCAUGAUGUCUUAUCUGUUUAAAGAAUAAUGAUUCACAAUAAUAAACCCUGUUACUGAAAAAUCA
Cheilinus undulatus (humphead wrasse) is the source of this 1717-nucleotide messenger RNA. RefSeq names its product ST13 Hsp70 interacting protein (gene st13). The transcript is spliced from 13 exons. The record is from RefSeq and is a predicted model, not a curated record. Lineage: Eukaryota; Metazoa; Chordata; Actinopteri; Labriformes; Labridae. Gene Ontology annotation, molecular function: Hsp70 protein binding; protein dimerization activity. Bases 182 to 1258 code for a protein of 358 amino acids.